Messenger RNA from Alternaria metachromatica, 279 nucleotides. RefSeq lists its product as uncharacterized. The record is from RefSeq and is a predicted model, not a curated record. Bases 1 to 279 code for a protein of 92 amino acids. NCBI's taxonomy places the organism in Eukaryota, Fungi, Ascomycota, Dothideomycetes, Pleosporales, Pleosporaceae. The transcript has 2 exons.
AUGAAGGAAAGACACUGGCACGAACCCUGUGCAGCCGCAGCAACAGCGGGCCCUUGUCGCAACCCCCCCGAAGUGAACAGGCAGGGUAACAAUGUAUGCCGACGCUGCAUCAACCUGGCUAAUGAGAAGAGGAAGGACGAUGACAAGAAGAAGAAGGAUGACGAUAAGAAGAAGGACAAGGAUAAGAAGGCGCAAGACAAGGUGGACAAGGCGGUGAGGAUGAAGGCCUGGGCUAAGAGCAAUAAGGCGGAGAAAGAUGCUAUUAAGAGGUUGGGAUAG